AGUACUUCAAUUUAAUAGCUCUCAAGGUUCUGCAACAGAGAAAAACAGAGCAAAAUCGUCAACAAUGGCAGGGACUCGAAUCUCUCUGCAGCCAACCCACCAACCAAACCCGACUCUAGAUCGUCUCUUCACAGCCAUUGACCCCAAAUCUCUCAUCCUCUCUCAGUUCUCCACCUCUGAUAAACCACCCCAGCUUCUCCAACUUACAACAGAGAGCUUCAUCAUGGAGAGAGGACCCAGAUACAAAGCGUAUGCCGAUCUCAGAGAAUCAAAGUUGAGAACGAAGAACAUGAAACACCCACCCCAAGAACCAGAAUCGGACCUGACCCCACCGAGGAAACAAGUCAAAUUUAAUGGGAAUCUCGCAACACCACCCAGUGGGCGAAAAAAGUCAUCUGUUCUAACUCAAUCGGUGCCUGAUUUUUCGUCAGCUUUGCGAAAAGAAAACCGAAAGCCUGUGAAUUUGUUGCCGGCGAUGAUGGAGAAGUCGGUGACUCCACCGACGGGUUCAAAAUAUGGAAAAUUGAGUGGCAGUAAGUCAGCGAAUUCGGGGGAGAAAAGGAGUGGGGGUUUGAUGGCAAGGAAGAGCUAUGCGAGUAUGGAGGAAUUGAAGGGAUUUUCUUUGGCAGCAGCGAAUGCCAUUAAUGGAGGAAAGAGUGGUAGAGGGGCUGGCAAGGCUGUGUUGGGAUGCAGACAACAGAGAGUUUGAGAGUGGCUUUAUUAAAAAGAAUUUACUUUUAUUUUUCUAUUCAUAGAAAUAUUUCUUGGUGUUUGAAAUCUUAUAAGCGUUGCUUUCAAUAUCAUUCAUUGUAACAUACUGGGAAGUCUUAUGCUGUGAUUUUCUGAUGAAGAAUUUGAUUUUUCAAUCGUCUUUUUCUGAGUAUUUUCUGUUGGGCUAAUAUCAUUUUAAACUCUCCUGAGGUAUUUUAAUUCUCACUUUGUACAUUUAAUAUUACGAAUUGAUACUAAUAUGAAU
Messenger RNA from Ilex paraguariensis (yerba mate), 976 nucleotides. The record is from the annotation of a GenBank genome assembly. Lineage: Eukaryota; Viridiplantae; Streptophyta; Magnoliopsida; Aquifoliales; Aquifoliaceae.